This is a messenger RNA of Girardinichthys multiradiatus, 4553 nucleotides long. RefSeq names its product 1-acylglycerol-3-phosphate O-acyltransferase 2 (lysophosphatidic acid acyltransferase, beta) (gene agpat2). The coding region runs from base 590 to 1408 and encodes 272 amino acids. The transcript is spliced from 6 exons. Gene Ontology annotation, cellular component: membrane; endoplasmic reticulum. Lineage: Eukaryota; Metazoa; Chordata; Actinopteri; Cyprinodontiformes; Goodeidae. Gene Ontology annotation, biological process: phosphatidic acid biosynthetic process. The record is from RefSeq and is a predicted model, not a curated record. Gene Ontology annotation, molecular function: 1-acylglycerol-3-phosphate O-acyltransferase activity.
AAAAGGAUAUGCAUUGCUCGGCUUCUCCUUAUUGGCGCUAAUGUUACUUGUGAAGGGAAAAUAUAACUUGACAGAGCUGCUUGUGUCUAAAUCAAAGAAAAGGGGAAGUUAGAUGGUGAAUUUAAGUAGAAAUGGGUCCCGCCAAGUGAAAUUGGGGCCUUAAAAGACUUUAACUAGGUGCUCUGCUGCCUGCAACUUUUAUGAUUUGGAAUAAACCCGGUGAAAGUUAAACAUCUGCUGACUGACGUUUGAACAAUCCGUCUAAGUGCUGUAAAAAUCUAUGCAGCUGGUGACAUCUGACCCAGGCAGGCGCGAUGAAGCAACCGGAAAUAGAAAAAUAAGCAAAAGUGAUGACGAUUUGACUCCACCUCAUGAUGCCAUUUAGCAACAGAUGAGCAACGCUGCAUGUUCAUUUCGUGCAGCCCAUAGUCAAAAGCAUUACCUGCACACUUGCGCAUUAAAAAGGAUUGUGUAAUGUUUGUCGGGGUCGCGGUGCGCCCCUUUUCCCUUCUUGGACCGUAAGCUGGCGGCUUCCUCAUCCGACCUGCGGGCGCUUUCCGCUGGCAGCGGGUCUCUCCAGUCCAUCGCUAUGGAUAUGUGGAUGAUGCCGCCGCUGCUGCUGCUGCUGUUUCCACUCCUGAUGUGGACCAGCAGCACGUUUGUGUUCUAUUUCAAAAACUUCUUCUACGUGGCUUGGAUGAUGUUCCUGGCCCUGCUGGGGAUUCCCGUCUGUUUACUAAAAAGCGGAGGCAGAGACGUGGAAAACAUGAGGGUUAUCCGCGCCUUGGUCCGCCAUGUUAAGUACUUGCUUGGCCUUCGUAUUGAAGUCAGCGGCUGGGAACAUCUGCAGACAGAAAGUCCUUAUGUCAUCAUCUCCAACCACCAGAGCUCCCUGGAUGUUCUGGGAAUGAUGGAGAUCCUACCUGACCGCUGCACCACGAUAGCCAAGAAGGAGCUAGUUUACGCCGGAACGGUGGGCCUCAUCUGCUGGCUUUCUGGCAUCGUGUUCAUCAACCGCAAGAAGACGAGCGAUGCCAAGAGCGUCAUGGUCGACACUGCCAAAACCAUGCUUGACGAGCAGCUUAUAUUGUGGGUGUUCCCAGAGGGAACACGCAACCAGAACGGUGACCUGCUGCCCUUUAAAAAGGGGGCUUUCCACCUGGCAGUGCAGGCACAAGUUCCUAUCGUACCCGUAGUCUUCUCCUCCUACAGCAGUUUCUACCUUCAGAAAGAAAAGCAGUUCAAAUCAGGGACCAUCAGGUUGAAGAUCCUUCCAAAGAUCGAGACUAAAGGAAUGACCUCAGAGGACGUGUCAUCUCUGUCCGACCAAUCGCAUAACCUGAUGCGCACCGCUUUCCUGGAAAUCUCUGGCUCCAUAACCCAGAGCAACGGGCCCCUAAAGCACUGAAUGUUGGACUCUAUAGUCCUUCUCCUGCCCCUGUCGGAGACCCCUCCCUCCCCCAGAUCUUUCUGCUUUCGCCAGGUUUGCCCAUGGCCUGACCAGGAAACGAUGUGAGGACGGGUCUGUCCUCGUCCAGUCUGCCUCUGGCCCGAUCGUACAGCUCAGUCAGUCCUGACCCUCAGCGCUGCUCUGCACGACGCGAGCGGAUUGACGGACGGCAAGCCGAACAGUAUGGCUGUGUGUCGUUCAUGCAUGCCUUUUGGAUGACUCUGUCCACCAUUACAGUUGCUUUCUACUUAGGUUACCCGAUUUAUAACUAUUUUUUACGUUCUUUUGUCUUUCUCCCCUCUUUUGUAGCAAUCUGCCUUCUUUUUGGUGGAUAAACGUUGACAGUUUUUAUUUCUGCUAUUCAUAAUGUCUCUAGAUAUUUAUGUCUUCCUCUCAUAUUACUCAUAUUAGUAUUAGUUAUUUUUCAGAUGCAAGGAUAUACUCAAAGUACCCCUUCUUCUUCCAUCCUUGGCUUUUUAGUGUGUUCUGACUUUUCUGCAUUCCAGUCUCUUUGCUAAAGCGGCCAGCGGAGCGGGAUCUCCAUGAGAGGUGGAGUGAGCGGAAGAAACACUACAAAUUCAUUACUUUACAUUCAUAUUGCCUUUCGGCUCAAUGGCGUCAGAAAGCAAGGAAUGCGAGACGCCGUAUUUAACAAUCACACCCCAUCUGUGAUGAAUUAAUGAGCUUGGUAAACUGAUCAGUGUUCUGUGUUUGUGUUCUUUGCAAAACAGCAGAAAUACCCGUCAUGCAGCGAUUAGCGGCACGUUUCCUCUGGCUGUCUUCUGUGUUUUGCUUUAUUGUUUCCACAUAGGAUUAGACCGUUUUCUUGCUUUUUAAAAGCAGCCGCAUGUUUUCGUUCCUUAGGAAGAAUUCUGAGGGCAUAUUUAAGAUGUGUCAAAAGGUGACUCUGUGUCUUGAAGUGAUGCCGUUUUAGCAUCACAGUUCCAAAGUGCAAGCUACCUGCUGUGCCAUGACAUUUCCUAUAAAAUCCUGAUUAAUUACCUUUUACCAAUAAUAUGAAGCGAGUCUAAUGGGUGUUUUCACUAAUUAUUAUCUCACUUGAUUAGCCAACUUGUACCUAGUAAGUUAAAAAUGCAUUUCAAUUGACUGAAGUCAACUUUUCUUUAUUUUAUUCAUCCGAAAAAUGUUUUAGUUGGAUGUUUUUAUUAAGUUAUGACUUCACUAGAGAAAUUGUGAAGAUUUUGGCCUUAUGUUUGAUUGGUUGUUGCUGCCGCACUUUGGAAUUUUCUGUAUAUUUUUUAAGUGUCUUAUGUACUGACAUUAACUGCUAACCAGAUCCUUUCAUUUUCUUCAUCCAGGUUUUACUCACUGCCUUCACACUAUCACCAGUUUUGCCCGUCAAACAUGGUUUAAGAAUGUACUGCAGCGUUCAGGAUCUUGUUUUGGUUUUGUUGUUUUUUUUUGUAGUUGUGGCACCCUCCAAAUUAUUGGCAACCCCCCAAAAUAGGUUCGAAAUCCUUAAAAAUGGCGCUUUAUUUAUUUGUUUUGUUUUGUUCCCAUUUUGAAGAGUGGCUUGUCGAAAUGUCCCACUGUGUCUCAUCGUAUUUAUGCACCAGGGAAACAGAAGGCCAUGGAUUACUCAUGAAAGUUCCUCAGCACUCUCACCGUAUUAAACCAGUAAAACAUAAAUUUUAAGAAAGUCCUACUCUAACGUUUCACGUGGCUUGAGGAUUCAGAGUAAGGAAUCGUUGACCAGUCCCCUUGAAAACGGUCUCUAGAUUGACCAGAAUUAUGGGUCAUCCCACAGAUUUUCUGUAGGGUUUAGGACUUGAGGCUGAGUUGAACCUGAACAAAGGUUGGCUUUGUGUCUGAAACCUUUCUUGUUAAUUUUACCCAAAUAUUUUGGAUCAUUAUUCUGCCGAAAGACCCAAAGAUCAGUUUACAGGUAGUCCAUAGGAUUUUUAUUUGAACUGUCUUGGUAUUUCAGAGUUCAUGGUGCCUUGCACUCUAAAAAGAUUCCCAGGACAUUUGGAAGAAAAACAGGCCCACAGUAUCACAAGUCCUCUACCAAAAGCUCAUAGGGUGAAUGAGGUGUUGUUUUAAACCAAAAAAAUUCAAUCUUGGUCUAAUUUGACUAAAUCACUGUGUUCCAUUUAAAGUCCCAGUAGAGUUUAACGAACUCAAUGUUUUUAAGUUUGUGAUGAUAGAAAAGGUUUUUUUUGGUUUUUUUUUUCUGGGGUGACUCUUGCCAUGUAGGUACUGUCCAAAUUCUGGAUGAUCUAGGAUCUGUUGGAGGUAAAAUAAUAAAAUAAAUGUACUCAAAAGUUGGGUUUUUCUUAAGGCUCUUUGCACAUCUGUAAGAAGGGUGCCAAUAAACACGGAGGGUGCUGGAUCAUUCUGUUCUUUAGUAAAAUCUAGAAGUUGUUUCUUUGAGCUGUAGAUUUCAAACCAACUUGUGCACACAGUUCAUCAGAGGAACUCAAUGGGUUUAUACAAGCAGAUAUUAAGUCUACACUGAUGUUUAUAGUCGAGUGGAGAGGUCGUUUUAGGAAUUCCUGCUUCAACUACAUGAGGAAGUCAGGAUGGUAUUUGUUGCUGAAGGUCAGUGAAGAAUAUACUCCAGUAGUACUAAUAACUAAUCUUUCUUUCUUUACUAGUGUAGAUUGCUUUUUCUUAUGGAAUAUUUGAACUCUGCAGCAACUUGUCCAAAUGUUGAACAGCACUCUACCAAACUGGAUUGUUCCAAAAAUCAGAAGUAUAUCCUAUAGAUUCUGUUAGUGUUUAAUUUCCAGCGGAUUUCCUGGUUUUAAUGUACUCCUUCUUUUUGUUUUGUUCGUGUCUCGAUGUUGAUCGGGAACAGCAAUUUUUAGGCACCUCUUUAAUAUGUAAGAUACUGGAAAUACUUUUAAGUAUUCCCAACUUGAUUAAAGCAUUUUUCAUUCUGGAUUUGGAAAUGGGAAAAAAAAAAAGUUUUUUCCUUUUGUUUUUUUUUUUUUCGAACCAAAGGGAAAAUGGGAUGCCUAGGGGAAAUGGAGCAGACAUCCUACAGAGCCUUGUGCGAUGGAUGUAUGUGUGUUCUGUUGCCCUGUUCUUGGUAAAAGUGAAUGCUUUGCAUUGAAGGAAAAUAAAAAAUGUUUUCUUA